GCUUAAGCUCAGCUAGCAAGUUGCAAAGUAGUAUAGCACCAUAGCUGGUUCUUGCUUACUUCGCUCUGCUUUUGCUUUGGUCGCCGGAAUACUGAGAGAAGAAAAUAUGAGGACGCAGAUGGUGAUCAGGAUGCACAUCAGCUCUGAGAAGGGCUACUCCAAAGCUAUCAAGGUGGCAGCUGCAGUCACCGGUGUUGAGUCCGUGACGAUCACGGGCGAGGACAGGAACCUACUGCUGGUGAUCGGCGCCGGGAUCGACUCAAACCGCAUCACCGAAAAGCUGCGCCGCAAGGUCGGCAAAGCGGAGGUGGUGGAGCUGCGCACCGUCGACCACCACUAUGGAUCAAACCACCCCGGCGACCACCAUCCGUACCGCUACCACCCGAACCAGAGCCUGUACAAGCACGAGGCCGCGCUCGACCUCCACUACUACACUGAGGGCUACCAGAACGCGGCCGGGACGUACGGACAUGACUACUACGGCGGCGGUGGUGGCUACCAGGGCCACCAGUACAAGCAGCACAACUACUAUGCCUAUGCGCCGACGCCGGGGAACACCCACACGGUGGUGCACCACGGCCACGGGUACUCGGACGAUCCCAACAGCUGCUCCAUCAUGUAG
Messenger RNA from Lolium rigidum, 622 nucleotides. RefSeq names its product disease resistance protein RGA5-like. NCBI's taxonomy places the organism in Eukaryota, Viridiplantae, Streptophyta, Magnoliopsida, Poales, Poaceae. The transcript has 3 exons. The record is from RefSeq and is a predicted model, not a curated record. Bases 107 to 622 code for a protein of 171 amino acids.